AUGGGGCGGCGCAGUUCUCCCGCGCGGGCGCCCAGCGGCGCCGCCGCGCUCCGGUGCGCGCUGGCGGCGGGCCUGGCGCUGCUCCGGGGCGCAGACGCCAGGGACCUGCGCGGGGCCGCGGUCGGACGCAGGGCAACAAGCGAAGACGACUGGAUCGCCAACUUCGUCACGGGGCAAGUGGAAUCCUCAUCUAGUAAUAGUGGCACUCCGACGUCAAGUUCGACUGUCGUCAAGGGGGAGAUCGAUGUCACGGGCGUUUUCUCUGCUUCGCAGGCGUCCUCUCUGACUGGCCACUUGGUGAAUCUGGUCAUGGAUCUCUCCGGCCUCCCAGGGGUCAGCUGGGAAUCGUCCGAGGGCGCUAACAGGGUAGACUACACGUUUCUCUUACUGCCAGAUGAUGCAAGUCAAGCGGCUUCUCUGGUGUCUAAGUUUUACCUGGAGUGGACUCAGGGAGUGCUAAAAAACGAUCUGAGCUCCAGGGUCAGUGCAGACUCUGGGCUGGGAGGAGUUACGCUGAAUUUGGUCCAAUUGGCUGCGGUUAGUUCGGUGAUUGGCCAGCAAGCUAUCACCCCUCCUCCCACGACAGCCACGGUGGUCACAUCGACGUCCACGUUUCACACAACGACUACCUCGCAGGCCACGUCCACGGCGAGUACCACGACAGCGAUCACGUCGUCUUUGACGUCGAUGUCUGAAUCUUCGACGACGGCACACACGACGACGGAGACACAGGCCACGUCCACGGGAACUCUCACGAGCGAGACGGAGUCUUCUGUUAGCACCACCGCGCUGGCCAACAUCUUUACCUCUUCCACCACCACAACCAGCGCGCCUGCGGUCAUCUACGCGACAUCCACCACCACGGCGGGCGUGCUGGCGGCCGCCGCGGACAGCGACGAUGGCGUAGGCCCCCUCGUCUUCGUGCUCUGCGGAGCCGGCAUGGCCCUGCUGUGCCUCGGAUGCUGUGCGGCAGUGUUCGUGUAUUGCAUGAGCCUGUCAGCGGAACAGAUGGAGGCGCACUUUGACCGGUCGAGGUCGCUCGUCGUCUUCAAGAAGCCGCUCCAGCGCUUCCAUUCGAAGUUCUCGGCUGGGUCGUUGGACGGCUCGCCCAAAAGCAGGGGCAGUGACCAAUCCAAAAACACCUUCUUCUGCGGCGAAAGGGACACCGUCCUGAACCAGUUUGCCCAGGCCGACUGGGCGAAGGAGGAGGCCGUGGAGGCGCAGCCGCGGGUCGGGUCGAAGCCGCGGGUCAGCCCGCGGGCCAGCCUGGAGCACACCGCGACGACCGUGGGGCCGCGCAUCCCGGGCGGCGCCACGUCGCCGCGACCUGGUCCGCCACAAGAGUCUCCAAGAGUGAGCGCGACUGUGCCAGGGUCCGUAUCUGAAACAUGA
This is a messenger RNA of Prorocentrum cordatum, 1392 nucleotides long. The record is from the annotation of a GenBank genome assembly. NCBI's taxonomy places the organism in Eukaryota, Dinophyceae, Prorocentrales, Prorocentraceae.